AUGUAUGAAACUAGAAAAAAACAAUAUCCAAAUUUACCAAAAUCUUUUGAAGAGGCAAGAAUUCAACUGAUCAACAUGCAAAAUGACAUUCAAUACCAAGAUUUGGAAAUUGGAAGAUGGAUGAAAUAUUUUUAUGGUUUAAGUUAUUUACCACCAAAUAAAGUUUCAGAUGGCUUUACAGAUCUUAUGGCGGURGCACCUGGUACUGAAACAAUUUUCCACCAAUCUUAUGGGCUGGUGAACCAAAUGGUAAUCCCAAGACGACGAAUAGCGCAGAAAGUUUCCAUAAACAUUAUAAUAGCCAAUUUUUAUACACCGCAUCCACAUUUACAUCAAGUCAUUGAUAUACUCAUAAUCAGUAAUUCGCCGGCUACAUCUCCUACCGUAUCACACAACAGCAAUUCACCAUCACCAACACCGGUAGUGCCUACUACCGGUUACAACCACAAAAUCAUUGCCGGCAUACCAUGUGUGGCAGCCGCGUCUAAGUAUACAGCUCCCGUCCAUAUAGACGUCGGUGGCACCAUAUAUACGUCCUCUCUGGAUACUCUAACCAAAAAUCCUGAUUCAAAACUGGCUAAAUUGUUCAAUGGUAGUAUACCCAUAGUGUUAGACUCUCUUAAACAACACUAUUUCAUCGACAGGGAUGGCAAGAUGUUCAGGCAUAUUCUCAACUUUAUGAGAAAUUCGAAGCUUUCGCUACCUGAUAAUUUCACUGACAUAGAUCUAUUGCUAGAAGAAGCUAGAUACUUUGAAAUAACUCCCAUGUGUAAACAGUUAGAAAACUUGAAACGAGACCGAAUGAAAUGCAACCGAACAAAUGGUUGGGAAUCCAACGGCCCGAGCCGGUCUAACAGUAGCCUCUCGGGCACAAAAGACCAGUACGAAUGCGUGUCCGUUCACGUGAGUCCAGACCUCGGGGAGCGGGUGAUGUUGUCUGGCGACCACGCGGUCCUGGAUGAAGUUUUUCCCGAAACAGGCCACUCGGCGUUGGAGCCGUCGGCCGGACGUCCGGCUGUGUCUUGGACGCCCGUGGACUCCAGACACUUGGUCCGGUUCCCGUUAAAUGGAUACUGUAAGCUCAAUAGCGUGCAGGCCAUCACCCGGUUGCUGAACGCUGGUUUCUCGGUGGCUGCCAGCACAGGCGGCGGCGUACAUGGGCAACAGUUUUCCGAGUACCUGUUCAUUCGCAAAAUGUCCAUUUGACUACCACGCAUUUGGUAAAAUGACAUCAUCAGAUCAUAACUUAUAGAUAUUAUAAUGUGUUAUAUUAUACAAUAUCAUUAUAUAUACACGCGUUAUACCAGAAAAGUAUACAUUUGUGUAAUACGAUAAUUUAUGUAAUGACGGAAUUAGUUGUGUAAUUAUAGAUAUGAUAUUAAUUUUUUUAAGGCUGGUUUACAUGUUAAAAAUAAGUUUACUUUGGCUAUUUUAUUAUAAUAUUUAUAUAUAUAUAUAUAUUCCCGUUUUGUAUAAAAUUAUUAUAUACGACUAUUAUUUUGUUGCGGGUGUGAAUUAUGCGCGAUAAAUAAACGAUAACUUCACAUAUUACAUAUA
Molecule: messenger RNA, 1557 nt
Organism: Diuraphis noxia (Russian wheat aphid)
Lineage: Eukaryota; Metazoa; Arthropoda; Insecta; Hemiptera; Aphididae
Gene: twz
Product: BTB/POZ domain-containing protein twz
Biological process (GO): protein homooligomerization
Molecular function (GO): protein binding
Source: RefSeq, a predicted model, not a curated record